GACAGGGACCCAGAUGAACAGGGACAUAAAGGAGCUGGGUGAUGUCAGAGAGCUGAGGCAGAGUUCAGGAACAGCCAUGAAAGAGGAUUUAAAGUGACCUGUACCAGUGACAUUUCUUCUCCCUGGACUGUGGUUUUACCCUCACUGUCAUCCAGUCCAGAAAGUCAUUGAUUUUUUCAGGUCAGACGGUCUUUGAGAAGAUGAACAGAUCUUCUGCCACCAACGAAGAUGGCAAUGGGGCUCUGAAGUGCCAAAAGUUUUCUCCUGAAGGGAAACUCCAGGAAGGGAAUAACAAGAAGGUGGAACUGGGGAAGAAGGUGACGCUGCUCCGAGGAAUCUCCAUCAUUGUUGGGACCAUUAUUGGAGCUGGGAUAUUCAUCUCACCAAAGGGGAUCCUGAAACACUCCGGCAGCGUAGGAAUGUCCCUGGUAGUCUGGAUUGCCUGUGGUGUCCUAUCACUUUUUGGAGCUCUUUGCUACGCUGAGCUGGGAACCUGCAUUAAGAAGUCAGGAGGACAUUACACAUAUAUAAUGGAAGCAUUUGGACCUCAGGUGGCUUUUAUUCGGCUUUGGGCCGAUCUCAUUGCAAUAAGGCCUGCAGCCAUGGCCGUCAUUUCUCUGGCCUUUGGGCAGUACAUCCUGGAGCCGCUCUUCAUGCCCUGCAGUAUCCCCCCCAUGGCCGUCAAGCUGGCCACAGCCAUCGGCAUCACUUCUGUUGUUUACCUGAACAGUAUGAGCGUCACCUGGACGGCCAGGAUCCAGAUCAUCCUCACCAUCAGCAAGUUGGUGGCCAUCGCCACCAUCAUCAUACCUGGGAUGUACCAGCUCUUCAAAGGAAAUACCAAAAACUUUGAGAAUGCCUUUGAGUUGAGCAACGUCCAGCUUUCUGGAAUGCCCCUGGCUUUCUACUCUGGGAUGUACGCUUACGCCGGCUGGUUUUAUCUAAACUUUGUAACGGAGGAGGUCGACAACCCAGAGAAGACGGUCCCAUUAGCCAUCUGUAUCUCAAUGGCUAUUGUGACCUUCUGCUAUGUGUUGACCAAUGUGGCCUACUACACUGUGAUGUCAGCAGAAGAACUCCUGGCCUCAGAUGCUGUCGCUGUGACAUUCGGUACUAUUGCUUUUUCUGCACUGUUAUUAUAUUGUCCAGUAGUUUCCAUUAUCUCAUGUUUAUCUGUGUUCCAUGCAUCCUCCAGAAUGUUCUAUGUAGCGUCACGUGAGGGCCAUCUCCCUGAGGUCCUGUCUAUGAUCCAUGUCCGCAGACACACUCCACUGGCUGCUGUCCUCAUACUGUAUCCAAUGACCCUGCUCCAGCUCUUUGUCGGGGACAUUUACAGCCUGCUGAACUUCAUGAGUUUUCUGCGGUGGCUGUUUAUUGGAGUGGUGGUUCUGGGUUUAAUCUACCUCCGAUUUACCAAGCCUGAUCUGCCCCGCCCCUUUAAGGUGCCACUCUUCAUCCCUGUGGUGUUUUGUCUGACAUGUUUCUUCAUGGUCUUCCUCUCACUGUACUCCGACCCUUUCAACACUGGAAUUGGAUUCGUCAUGUCCCUCACUGGCAUCCCUGCUUACUACAUUUUUAUCUACUUCAGCAGACCAAAGUGGCUUCAAAAAGCUUUAGACUCCUUCAACAGAACAGUGCAGAUCAUCCUGGAGGUGGUUCCUGCUGAUCAGUGAUGGAGUCUGCUGCACAGUUUUCCGUUUCACUGAGGAAGGAUGAAACUAAUUCCAAAAGCCACCAAGCAAAAAUCUUUUUAGAGAUGUUUACUUUGAAGUUUAC
This is a messenger RNA of Cyprinodon variegatus (sheepshead minnow), 1776 nucleotides long. RefSeq names its product solute carrier family 7 (anionic amino acid transporter light chain, xc- system), member 11 (gene slc7a11). Gene Ontology annotation, biological process: amino acid transmembrane transport. Gene Ontology annotation, molecular function: L-amino acid transmembrane transporter activity. Bases 201 to 1673 code for a protein of 490 amino acids. Gene Ontology annotation, cellular component: membrane. The record is from RefSeq and is a predicted model, not a curated record. The transcript has 12 exons. NCBI's taxonomy places the organism in Eukaryota, Metazoa, Chordata, Actinopteri, Cyprinodontiformes, Cyprinodontidae.